Messenger RNA from Magallana angulata, 862 nucleotides. RefSeq names its product THO complex subunit 3-like. Bases 1 to 726 code for a protein of 241 amino acids. Gene Ontology annotation, biological process: mRNA export from nucleus. Gene Ontology annotation, molecular function: protein binding. Gene Ontology annotation, cellular component: THO complex part of transcription export complex. NCBI's taxonomy places the organism in Eukaryota, Metazoa, Mollusca, Bivalvia, Ostreida, Ostreidae. The transcript has 6 exons. The record is from RefSeq and is a predicted model, not a curated record.
AUGUACAGUAGGCAAAUAAAAGAUUGCACAUUUCGUGGACAUAGUGACAGUGUUGACCAGCUGUGUUGGCAUCCAAAGAAUACGGAUCAGUUGGUGACAGCAGCUAGUGGAGACAAGACAAUACGAAUCUGGGACGCCCGGACCAAUUGUUAUGUGUCCACGGUCAAUACUAAAGGUGAAAACAUAAACAUCUGCUGGUCACCAGCUGGCAGCACUAUAGCUGUGGGCAACAAGGACAAUCUAUUUACAUUUAUUGAUGUCAGAAGUCACAGGUCAAAGGCCGAGGAACAGUUUAAGUUUGAGGUCAAUGAGAUCUCGUGGAACAAUGACGGGGACCUGUUCUUCUUGAAGAGUGGGCAAGGCAGCAUAAACAUACUGAGCUACCCAGAUUUAAAACUCCAGCACACCCUGAAUGCUCACCCUGCCAACUGUAUCUGUAUCGAAUUUGACCUCAAAGGAAAGUACUUUGCCACCGGUAGUGCGGACGCCUUGGUCAGUAUUUGGGACGUAGCAGAGCUAGCCUGUAUUAGGACCCUCUCCAGGUUAGAGUGGCCAGUCAGAACUCUGAGCUUCAGCCAUGACGGUAAAAUGUUGGCCUCAGCAUCAGAAGAUCUGAUUAUAGACAUAGCAGAGGUCGACUCAGUGUCACUGGUGGAGGCCGUUUACCUGGAAUACGCCCGUCUACUGGCCAACCUAGGACUGAGGGCACCUGCCGAGUUCUACUGAUAGAAAGCCGGCGAUAAGGGGAGGCAAUUCAAAGAGGAAGUCAUUCUCUUUACCUAAAAAUUGUACCAUGUCUGUCAUUGAUGCAGAGAUAGUGACAUCAUGGUCCUUGUUAACUGACAGUAAUAGAGAAAAUAUU